GUUGCCAUCUCAGAACGAAAACUUUCCUCCCCACUUUCCCAGCUUUUCUCGGAAUCCAAACAGCGACCCAUCAUUUUGAUCUCACUGUUCUUUCGAUAGAAGAAUCAACAAAUCCCCAAAUGGGUCGAUCUUGGGGUUCUCUCUUUUGGUUAAUCACAUCUAUAACAAUCUCUUGCAUCGCAUCAUCACUGCAAGAUUCCUGUCGCGAGGAAAAUCGGAGAUCCCUGAAUCUUUUUCGGGCGGACCGAUCGCCAGAUUCCGACCAGCCUUACCGAACUCGUUUCCACUUCCAGCCUCCAGAAAAUUGGCUUAAUGACCCCAAUGGGCCGAUGUACUACAAAGGGGUUUACCAUCUGUUUUACCAGUACAAUCCCUCCGGUCCCUUGUUCGGCGACGUUAUGAUAUGGGCACACUCGGUUUCGUACGAUCUGAUCAACUGGAUCCAGCUCGAGCACGCCCUUUAUCCCUCGGAUUCGUUUGACAUCAACAGCUGCUGGUCGGGAUCUGCCACGAUCCUCCCGGGAGGCAAACCGGUAAUUAUGUAUACCGGUAUUGACUCCGGAAACCAUCAGGUCACGAAUAUCGCAGAACCAAAGAACAUUUCCGAUCCUUUGCUCAGGGAAUGGGUGAAGUUUGAGGGCAAUCCGGUUAUGGUUCCUCCUGUUAACGUCAGGGUUGAUGGGUUUCGUGACCCUACAACAGCAUGGCAGGGUCAAGACGGGAGAUGGAGAGUCAUCGUUGGAGCCGAGGCCGUCAAUAGUACCAAAGGGAUGGCAUUGUUGUAUCGUAGCGACGAUUUUAUCCGCUGGACGAAGUUUCCGGACCCUCUUUUCGAGUCUGAGGUUACCGGAAUGUGGGAAUGUCCUGAUUUCUAUCCGGUUUCCGUCAACGGGACAAACGGAGUCGACACUUCAGUGAACAACGCGCACGUCAAGCAUGUGUUGAAGGCGGGAUACGGAGAACACGACUUCUACGUCAUCGGUACAUAUUUCCCGGAGACUGAGAAGUUUGUUACGGAUUCCGAUUUCACGAAUACGGUCUCAGAUCUGAGAUACGAUCACGGGAAAUUUUACGCGUCAAAGACGUUUUUCGACAGUGCUAAGAACCGGAGGAUCCUGUGGGGUUGGGUGAAUGAGUCGGACAGUAAAGAAGAUGAUCUUCACAAAGGAUGGUCCGGUCUUCAGUCCGUGCCGAGAAAGAUUUGGCUGGAUCAAACCGGGAAGAGACUUGUGCAGUGGCCAGUCGAUGAACUCGUGAAUCUCCGGGGAAACCGAGUCGCCGUCCAUGGUGAGAAACUCGAGGGCGGCUCGGUCCUUGAAAUUCCCGGCAUCACUGCUUCACAAGCCGACGUGGAAGUAGUUUUCGAGCUACCCGAUCUCGGAGAUGCUGCAGAAUACCUAGAAGAAAACCAAGUGGAUCCCCAAGAACUAUGCGACCGUUACAGGGCCUCGAGCAAAGGCAUUUUCGGGCCGUUCGGAGUGUUGGCGCUGGCGAGCGACGACUUAUCGGAACGGACAGCAAUCUUCUUCCGAGUCUUCCGCCGUGCGGAUGGAUAUUCGACCUUGAUGUGCAGCGAUCAUAGCAGGUCAUCAUUGAGGCACCAUCUCGACAAAGCCACGUUCGGAACGUUUCUUGACAUUGAUCCGAGAUACGAAAACAUCUCUUUACGAUGCUUGAUCGAUCGCUCGGUGAUAGAAAGCUACGGAGGAGGGGGGAGGAGUGUGAUAACAAGUAGGGUUUAUCCGAAACUGGCGAUUGGGGAAGAAGCUCAUCUUUAUGUGUUCAACAAUGGAACUAAGAGUGUCGUUCCAUCUUCUUUGGAAGCCUGGAGCGUGCAAAAUGCCCAAAUCAAUUCCAUUGAAUUUGUUGCAGAAUUUUUAAAUAUGUAACCAAAUCAGACCAUCAUUCAUCAUCCAUUAUAUAUGAAUCAAUGAUAAAGUGUGUGU
Tarenaya hassleriana is the source of this 1946-nucleotide messenger RNA. Its product is annotated as beta-fructofuranosidase, insoluble isoenzyme CWINV6-like. Gene Ontology annotation, molecular function: hydrolase activity, hydrolyzing O-glycosyl compounds. Lineage: Eukaryota; Viridiplantae; Streptophyta; Magnoliopsida; Brassicales; Cleomaceae. The record is from RefSeq and is a predicted model, not a curated record. The transcript has 7 exons. The coding region runs from base 120 to 1889 and encodes 589 amino acids. Gene Ontology annotation, biological process: carbohydrate metabolic process.